AUGUCUUCAAUUCUCCGCCAGAUCGUCGCUGGUCCGCGACUGCAGCACCCGGAAGCUGGUCUAGAUCUAUGCUACGUGACCAACAACGUCAUCGCAACCUCAGGACCCUCCGGAACCUAUCCGCAGCGCGCAUACCGCAACCCACUCGACUCGCUAGUCUCCUUCCUCGACUCAAAACAUGGCAAGAAUUGGUGUAUCUGGGAGUUCCGCGCCGAAGGCACCGGCUACCCUGACGAGGAGGUGUAUGAUCGGAUUCACCAUUUCCCGUGGCCGGAUCACCAUCCGCCGCCGUUUGCGCUGAUUCCCAAUAUUAUGGGAAGCAUGCGGAACUGGUUACAUAGGCUGGAUGAGAAGGAAGGUGACGAGCCUGGUGAGCGGGUUGCUGUUGUGCAUUGCAAGGCUGGGAAGGGGCGGAGUGGGACCGUGGCGACGGGAUAUCUCAUUAGUCAGGAGGGGUGGAAGAAAGAGGAUGCGCUGAACCGGUUUACCGAGAGGAGGAUGCGCGUGGGAUUUGGGAAUGGGGUUAGCAUUCCUAGUCAGAUGCGGUACGUUGGGUAUAUUGAUCGGUGGACGAAUGAGCUGGGCAAAGAGUAUGUGGAGCGACCGGUUGAGAUCCUCGAGGUGCAUAUCUGGGGGUUGAGAGAGGGAGUCAAGGUUGCUGUGCAAGGCUUUGCCGAGCAAGGCAAGAAGAUCAAGGGAAUCCAUCUAUUCCACCGCAGCGAGCGGACUGUUGUUGCUGAAGGAAGCCCAGUCAAGAAACUUGGCAACAGCAGCAAAGAAAAGCUGGAUCAUUCGGCCGUCCAAUCGUCUGCAACAUGGUCGCCCGCUCAAUCUGAAGAUUCAACAACGCCAUCUGCAUCGGUAUCUGAUCUGACGCGCCGAUCAACCGUCUCCCCAGCCCGCAACCUAUCUGCUGUGAUGUUCCGCCCCGCCAAACCCCUUAUUGUGCCAGGAUCAGACGUGAACAUCGACUUCGAGAGACGCAGCAAAGCCGCAUACACAGGAUUCGCAAUGGUAACCUCUGUUGCGCACGUCUGGUUCAACGCCUACUUCGAAGGCGGCAAAGACCACGACUCGGGAAUUUUCGAGAUUGAAUGGGACGCAAUGGAUGGUCUCAAAGGUAGUGCGAGGAAGGGCACGCGCGCAUUCGAGCGUGUCAAGGUCGUAUGGCGGUACCCGUUAUCACCAUCCGAUUCCCAGAAGAAAGAAGAUGAAGCCAAUGUUACAGCCGGCAAACCAAUUAACGAACCGAAACCAGGCGAGCCUAUCCCCGAAAGUGAUCCCGCAGAUUGGCGACAGGCAGAUGCAAUCCAGGAUUCAGCCGCUCAAGAUAGUAAUUCUGAACUCGGGGAAGAGAACAAACCUGCUAAGCACAAACAAGCCAAGCAUGCAUCGACAGGAAGUAAACUACUAGCUGUUGGCGCGGGGUCGUUACAUGAGCUUGAAAAGUCGUUGGGACUGCGCAAGCAGACUGAUGAAAGCAAAGAUGUGAGCCUGGCUGAGAGUGAUGAUGAGGCACGCUCUACUCGGUCGACAACUGAGGACGAGAGAAAGCGGCAGGAAGGAGAUAAGGAUCUGGAGGGUGUCAAAUCCCACUUUGAGAAAAAUGCAAGAAGUGGCCCUGAGGAUGGAGGAAAGCCAACAUAG
Molecule: messenger RNA, 1647 nt
Organism: Penicillium atrosanguineum
Lineage: Eukaryota; Fungi; Ascomycota; Eurotiomycetes; Eurotiales; Aspergillaceae
Product: putative phosphatidylinositol-3,4,5-trisphosphate 3-phosphatase
Exons: 3
Coding region: 1-1647 (548 amino acids)
Biological process (GO): regulation of phosphatidylinositol 3-kinase/protein kinase B signal transduction; cell motility; protein dephosphorylation
Cellular component (GO): cytosol; nucleus; plasma membrane
Molecular function (GO): protein tyrosine phosphatase activity; phosphatidylinositol-3,4,5-trisphosphate 3-phosphatase activity
Source: RefSeq, a predicted model, not a curated record